UGUUGGCACAAGUCCCGCUUAUGGAAAACUUGCUCAACUAGCCAUAUAGGAGUAUUACAUAUAUGGUUCUCAGUCUUCUCUCUGAUAAUACAAUUUUAAUUCUCAAUAUUUGUGGCAAAAGAUAAACAAUGACUUCACUUCUCGUACCAGGAAUUUCGCCACCAGGCUUUUCUUUUGAUCUUUGUCAAAGAAACAAUGCUUUGAUCAAGAAAGGUUUUGCUGCUCCAAAAAUGGUCAAAACAGGCACCACUAUUGCGGGUGUAAUCUACAAGGAUGGUGUUAUUCUUGGUGGUGAUACUCGUGCAACUGAAGACACUAUUGUUGCCGACAAAUAUAGCUUAAAAAUUCACUAUCUUGCUCCCAAUAUGUACUGUUGUGGAGCUGGAACAGCAGCUGAUACCGAGAUGACUACUGAACUAAUAGCCAGUCAGUUGGAGCUGCAUCGUUUGAGCACUGGUCGCAUUGUGCCAGUUUGUACUGCAAACACAAUGCUAAAACGAAUGCUGUUCCGUUAUCAGGGUCACAUUGGUGCUGCUCUUGUUUUGGGUGGUUACGAUCUUGAUGGACCACAACUCUACUGUAUUUAUCCACAUGGAUCUACUGAGAAGAUGAAGUAUACCACUAUGGGAUCUGGCUCAUUGGCUGCUAUGGCAGUUUUUGAGAGCAGAUGGCGGCCUGACAUGUCGGAAGAGGAAGCGAAGGAGUUAGUAGCGGAUGCGAUUCGUGCGGGUGUGUUCAACGAUCUGGCAUCGGGAUCCAACGUGGAUCUCUGUAUCAUUCGCAAGACUGGCGUCGAAUAUCUACGACCGUAUGAUAAAGCCAGUGUAAAAGGCCAGCGGCAGUUCAAUUAUCGUUACAAGCCUGGCACCACCGCGGUACUUUCCAAAACCGUACAGCCGAUCAUCAUAGAGGAGGAGACAGUACAAAAAGUUGAAACCGAAGCGAUGGACACAUCUACAUAAAAAAUAUCGUCAAUUAAGCUACAACUUUAAGUUACAUUGAAUGUUCUCCAGACAACAUUGGGAUAAAAUAUCGCAUUUUGCGAGGUUAAGUCUACGACUAUUGAAUAU
Pseudomyrmex gracilis is the source of this 1070-nucleotide messenger RNA. It is a transcript of the gene Prosbeta2, whose product is annotated as proteasome subunit beta type-7. Bases 129 to 962 code for a protein of 277 amino acids. Gene Ontology annotation, cellular component: proteasome core complex. NCBI's taxonomy places the organism in Eukaryota, Metazoa, Arthropoda, Insecta, Hymenoptera, Formicidae. The record is from RefSeq and is a predicted model, not a curated record. Gene Ontology annotation, molecular function: threonine-type endopeptidase activity. The transcript has 4 exons.